UCCUGGAAAGACUUCCCCUAACCCCGAGCAGUUCCACGAACGCACAGAAAGCGCGUCCGAGCAGCGCAAAGCGUAGGAACCUAGGAGUUUGUUGCGGAACAGCUACACUGAAGGAGACAGCAUAAGCAGUUGCCAGCCAUCAUGGCCCAGUGGGCUACCAUUCAGCAGUACCCUCAGGCAACAAGGCAGAUCCAGUCCAUCUACUCCAGUCAGUUCCCCAUCGAAGUUAGACACUUCUUAGCUCAGUGGAUAGAGGACCAGCCAUGGAUGAAUAUCGAUCUGGACAAUGCCCAACACGAGAGUGUGGCCAGCACCCUGCUGGAGCAGCUUGUCACCAACCUGGCCAAUAAGGUACAGGAGUUUGAUGGUGACCAGUUCUUCCCCAUCAGACUCAAGCUGCAGGAGGCGACAGCAACAUUCAAGCAAAAUUAUGAACAGAACCCCUUCCAGUUAGUCCGAGUCAUCAAGAACUGUCUACAAAUGGAGAAAAAGCUCAUUGAGCAAGCCAAAGCACCAGAGCAGAAACUAGAUGCCGCUCCAAUGAUACCCUCUGUGGGUGCUCAGAUUGAGCUGAAGCUGGAGGAACAAGUACAGAGAACUCAGGCAAGUGAACAGACGUUGAAACACUUACAGUCUGAACAGGAGUCCUUCAUCAUUCAGUAUCAAGACAGCCUUAAAAUAACUGCUCAGAUCCAGCAGUUACAGCCCCAGCCCCGGACAACAGAGCUUGUCGCAAAGGAGGCGUUGUUGCAGAAGGAGAAGGUGGAGGUGGAGGUGCAGUUGACUCAGAAAGCCCAGGAGCUGCUACAGCACAGAAUUGAGAUUGCCAUCUACUACCAUCAAACCCUGGUGGGGCUGCAGGAGCUCCAGAAGCAGGUGCUUGACACGGAACUCAUCCAGUGGAAGAGGCAGCAGCAGCAGGCUGGCAAUGGCGCCCCUCUCAAUGAAGGGCUGGAGACACUGCAGAAAUGGUGUGAACUGUUGGCAGACCUCAUAUGGCAAAAUCGGCAGCAAAUAAAAAAAGUGAACUUGUUGAGGGCACAGCUUCCAAUUGACCUCCCUCCAGGGACCAAAAACCUGCUCCCAGAGCUCAAUGACAACAUUACAGGACUAUUGUCAUCACUUGUGACGAGCACCUUUAUAGUGGAAACACAGCCUCCUCAAGUAUUAAAGAAAGAUGCCCGAUUUGCAGCAACAGUUCGUCUCUUGGUUGGAGGAAAACUCAACGUCCAUAUGAACCCUCCUCAAGUAAAAGCAACCGUUAUCAGUGAGAAGCAAGCUCAGGACUUACUGAAGAGUGAUGUAAAGGCCAAGAAUGAGAUGAGUGGGGAGAUACUGAACAAUAUCGGGACAAUGGAAUACCAGUCUAGUUCUGGGCAGCUCAGUAUUACCUUCAGAAACAUGCAACUGAAGAAGAUCAAGAGGGCAGAUAGGAAAGGUACUGAGGCAGUAACAGAGGAGAAGUUCUGUAUCCUGUUCCAGUCAGACUUUAAUGUAGGAGGCAAUGAACUUGUGUUUCAAGUGUGGACAUUGUCAUUACCUGUUGUGGUUACUGUCCAUGGCAACCAGGAAUGCAAUGCCCUAGCAACCAUCUUAUGGGACAAUGCCUUCUCUGCACCUGGGCGCAAUCCAUUUGAGGUACCGGAAUCGGUGCCUUGGCCGCUGUUGGCUGAACAACUGAACGUGAAGUUCAAAGCUGCCACUGGCAGAGGACUGACAGAGAACAACAUGAAGUACCUGGCCAGCAAGAUCCUCGGGCAGAGUGAGGACUACACCAGCAUGCCAGUGUCUUGGGCCCAUUUUAACAAGGAGGCAUUGCCAGGAAGGAACUUCACCUUCUGGGAGUGGUUCUACGCAGUGCUGAAACUAACGAAGGAGCACCUGAAGUCGCCGUGGAAUGAUGGAUCAAUCAUCGGCUUCAUCAGCAAGUUUGAGGCCCAGGAAUGGCUCCUCACCAAGCCCAAUGGAACAUUCCUCCUGCGAUACAGCGAUUCUGAAAUGGGUGGCAUCACCAUUGCCUGGGUAGCUGACAAUGGCAAGCUUGAGGUAUGGAACUUGGCUCCCUUUACAUCGAAAGACUUCUCCAUCCGAGGUCUGGCCGACAGAAUCAAGGACCUGAACAACCUGGCUUUCCUAUAUCCAGACAUACCAAAGAAUCAGGCAUUCUCCAAGUACUAUGUGUCAAAUCCAGAGCAACCAAGUUCGUCUGUAGACGGCUACAUCAAACCCACCCUGGUCAAUGUCAUUCCGGUUCCCUACGGUGCUCCGAUGAACUAUGACAACCCGCAGACACCCCAGUUAAUGUCGCCACUCUCCCCAGCCACAACCAUCUACGACCGAAGCCCAGGCUCUGUCCACAGCACACAACAGAACAUGGAGGAGAUGACCACAGAUACAAAUCACAUUCAUCUGGAUGACUUCCUUAUGGGCGACAUGGACUACAAUUACCCUGAUGACUUUGGCCAGAUCAAUGUGAAUGAGCUUCUGACCAAUAGCCAACUUGUCAAUACCUGAACCAGCACUACAGGUGACUGUGGUGGACUGAGUACCAAGUACACUUCAGCUUGUCACAGAGUGAUCUCCCUUGAAACAGUUUUCCGCCUCCAUCUUUGAUUCAUCCUUUAACCAACCACAUGUUCAGUUGUACUUGUUUCCCUCUGGAUCUUGCCUCUUGUACUACAGCUCAUACUAACGUUCAAGUGGACGUUCAUCGUCCUGCCUACAUUGGGGCAGAAUACAAACACAACAGCUAGUUUGUUUUCCAUUGUACAUAGGAAUUGCAAUCUUGUAAUGAAAGGGUAAGAAGAUGACAACUUAGCGUGCAGGCCUGUCUGUUGAAUCAGAGAAUGUGUCUAGCCUCCGGUUGAAUGCACAUUAUAUAAUAUUUGGUGAUCAAGAGGAUCUGAAUUAUGCCAUAGACAGACAUAUUUCAGUAGUAAUUGUCAUCCUAUGUGUCAAAACAUGUUUGAGGCUUUCUUUCAUGUAGAAAUAACAAUUGUUCACAUCCUUUUAAUCAAGAAAAUGAUCUUUGUUUAAAGCUUUGAGUGAGACGAAAGAUCCAUCUCAAGGUUAGAGGACUUCAAUAGACAAUAUUCAUGAGGCACACACUCACAUAUCCUAUUGUAUUGUACAUACAGGAUCAUUGAUUGUUGCUGACGUGGCAGAAUCACUUCAUGAUCAAUAUCCAUGUAGUUAAUGCUUUUGUUUGGCUGAUGUGUGUAUAGACACUAUGUCAUCUAAUGAUGUAGCUUGUUCAUCAGUGUAAAUGUAUAGUCAACUCGAGUCUCCAGUUCAUGAAAGGGGACAUCUGGUUCAGAAUGGCAAAACCCGGCUAAAACCGGAAAGUUUGCUUCAUGAAUUGUAAAAUACAUGUUUUGUUAUGCCAAAUUCACUAACAGUCGUUAAAUUGAAAAUGUUCCUAUUCUUUGUUUAUUUUCAUUUUGUCCAGAAAUCAGGCUUUGGAGUUUCCAGUAUGCAGUUUAGUAAACAAAAGCCUACAAAUAUUUUUAUCAUGCUUUUUUGACAUUUUAAAAACAAUGGUUUUCAUCCGUUCAUAUAUAUUCACACACUCAUCUCAUUUGGAUUGUUUUGCACUUGCUUGAGAUCUGGAAGCAAGCAGAGUGCUCUCCCUUGUUACAGUGUAAUUGUUUUGUUCAUUCACUUUGUUUAUAUUUGCUGCAUGCUGUUAAACAAGCUUACAUGUUGUAAUUAAAUGCCAUUAUCUUUAGUUCUUAUUAUUCAUCAAUGUGUUUUGCAUAUCAGCACUGUCAGACUGUUACUAGGCAACAGUUAUUUCUCAUUCCAAGAUUCGCAGAUCUUGUCAUCAGCGUGAAAUAGUAAGUCGAUAAUGAAUCUGACAUUAUGAAAAUGAAAAUAUUAAUUUGACUAUGAAAAUGAAAAUAUUGAUUUGGCUAGCAUGCCAAAAAAGUUUUUUAAGUACCACAUGUUCGUUGAGAAAAUAUAUCUGUAACCUUCACUGUUUUAUAUUCAGUUGUGCAUAAUUAUUGAUUGAUUGUUGAUAUAUCAAUAUCAUUCCUGUUGGCUAUUAUGUGUGUACAUCAUGUAGAGCCAUUCGUUGCUGUAUAUGGUCAUGGAUGGCGGGACACAUGCAUAUUGUAUAUUAAACUGGUCAGCAACAACAGUUUUGAAUGCAAUUCAAUUAUUAUCUUUGUAAAACAACAUCUUCGGAUUAGUUUUAUGAAAUAGUAUCUGUUAAUGUAUAUGCAUGUUAACUAAACACAGGCUCCAUCAUGUGACAUAACCUUGAUAUUUUAGUAGAAACAAGAAAGAAUGUACAUUUUUAUAUAGGUGUUGUCUUAAUGUGUUGGCUAUAGGAUCUCCAAUUCUAAUUGUGGGCUGACUCGACAUAUUUUUGCCAUUUUGAUUACCAUUUUUAUUUGUGUGCCAGCACUGUUUGUUAUUUUGUUAUCCCAAUUACACAGACAAUGUGACAUCAUGUGGUGGGUGCAGUCAUAUUUCACUAUGGAUUCCAGCUGGGCCUGGAAACGCAUGAGAAUACAACAAUGUGAGCCAGAUACCUGUAACUGAGUGCCCCCUGGUCACUAACCUCAAUGUCACCUGGGUCUCUAGGAGGGACUAUAUGUAAGAGCAUCCACAGGUAUCAUGAGACUCCAUUACCAUCAGAUCCACAUGUAAAUGACAAAUUUCGUCAUUUCUCAAUCAGAAUAAAAUUGUAUAUACCCAGUUCUUGUAAAGGAUGCAAUAGGUCAUUUUCCAGAUGGACUAUUGUGUUGUACAAGCUUGUGCAAGGUGUAUGGAUUACAGUGAACUGACUUCUCCAGUGCUGUGUGAGGAGUCAGGUUGGCGGCAUCUGUGGAGGUGCAGAGUUGUCUCCCUUGUUUCGACUUGAUUCCCACUGUGUCACUGAUUUUAUCUUGCUUUAAGUUUUAUCCUUUAGCAUGCUUUUUAGCCAAGCAAGCAUGUGUUUGUUUCUCACAAGCUGGUAUGGUAACAUGCCUACUGACUCCUAUAUGUUUCAACAUCUCAGUAUUUGCAUGUAAUGCAGCGGGGUAUGUUGUCAGUAUAGAUGAGCAGAGAUAACGUUGUUAUUGGAUACUUUCAUAUCGAAUUAGGAGUUUGGAGUUGAAGAAUGUGAAUUGUUUGUAAAAUAUGCUUUUGACCUAUCUUGUAAUUGGUCAGUGCUUAGAUGUUGAGUAUGGCACACAUACUCCAGGUUACAAUUAAACUGUCCAUCAGGAAUUUGUGCUGCUCUGCUACGGUAACCAUGGUAAUGAUAUGGUUUGACAUUAUAGCGGACUUAAGCUUGGGGUGCAGAGAGAAACAGCACUGUGAUAUUUGAUGAUGUGACAACCCUAUUGACUUGUACCUAUUAAAUAAAAA
Messenger RNA from Haliotis rubra (blacklip abalone), 5361 nucleotides. RefSeq names its product signal transducer and activator of transcription 5B-like. Bases 142 to 2514 code for a protein of 790 amino acids. Lineage: Eukaryota; Metazoa; Mollusca; Gastropoda; Lepetellida; Haliotidae. The record is from RefSeq and is a predicted model, not a curated record. Gene Ontology annotation, molecular function: DNA-binding transcription factor activity, RNA polymerase II-specific; RNA polymerase II cis-regulatory region sequence-specific DNA binding. Gene Ontology annotation, biological process: cell surface receptor signaling pathway via JAK-STAT; regulation of transcription by RNA polymerase II; defense response. The transcript has 22 exons.